AUGGAAGAGCUUGACAAAUAUGACCCAAAGAUAAGAGAGUACCUAAAUGAAGUCGGUUUUAAAAAAUGGACGACAGUCCAUUCCGCAAGUAAUAGGUAUUCAACAAUGACUUCCAACAUUGCUGAGUCUUUAAAUGCAACAAACAUAGCUGCAAGAGAACUGCCCAUAUCGACGAUGCUCGAGUUUCUACGUUCGCUUCUUACAAUUUAUACACUGUCAAAAAAAACAAAAACUCCCUUCUCAGUGGAUUUGGAAAAAGGAACAUGCUGUUGUAGAAGAUUCCAAACAGAUAAAAUACCUUGCGCACACGCAAUUUCUGUGAUUAGGAAAUACAAAAAUGAUCCUUUGUUAUAUUGUUCUAAGUACUACAUGAAGAAGACGUACAUAAACACAUAUGGUAGCACUGUCUAUCCAAUGACAAAUAAGUCAACAUGGAAUACACCUCAAGAAGUAAACGAUGUAAUUGUGCUGCCUCCUGAAUCAAGAACAAAGUCUGGCAGACCGAAGAAGAAACGCAUAUUGGCGGGACAUAAAAAAUGGUCAAAAAACAAAUGCACAGUUUGCAAGAAGAUGGGACACAAUAAAAAAACAUGCAGAGGAUGA
This is a messenger RNA of Mercurialis annua (annual mercury), 603 nucleotides long. RefSeq lists its product as uncharacterized. The coding region runs from base 1 to 603 and encodes 200 amino acids. Gene Ontology annotation, molecular function: nucleic acid binding; zinc ion binding. The record is from RefSeq and is a predicted model, not a curated record. NCBI's taxonomy places the organism in Eukaryota, Viridiplantae, Streptophyta, Magnoliopsida, Malpighiales, Euphorbiaceae. The transcript has 2 exons.